ACAUCCUAGUGUGCGUGUGCGUUGGUGAAACAGCUUCACAGCUAAAAUGGCUCGAGCAGGCAGAGCAGACUCUUGCUGAGACCACCGUAAACCGUGCCAGCAGCGACAAUUCACUGGUUCGCGUUUGCCCAAGUACGUGUGAUCGCCCAAGUGCGUAUGUGUGUCUAUGCAGCAGUGUGAUGAUGCUGUGUGUAUCCUGAAACCUCGGAACUCGGAACGCUUCUCCCCCGGGUGUGUGUGUGUAUGCGCGGAUGUGCUUACUCAACGGCCAGCAGCAGCAGCAGCAGCCCUAAAGGUGUGCGGUACAGUUAGUACGAUAGAGUACACGGGACGACCCAGCACAUCAAGGCAUCCAAGCCGUCGGUACGUACGGUGGGUUGCUAUUUUAAAAAGAAAGGAAAUCGGAUCGAUGACUCUGCUCGAGCGUGAGAGUAGACUCAUUACAGUGUAACACAGUGGGGUGACCGACACGGUGCGAGGAAGCAACACCAGCACAGUUCGGAAAGGAAAGAAAUAAGAGAGAGAAAAACAGACAGUGGUGCGCGCACCGUGUACACCCCGCAGAGUGUGCGUGAGUGAAGCCGAAAGCUUCGAAAGCAGCAAAACCGCACGGACUACGACGGGCAGUCGGUGUUUCGCCAGUGUGUGUGUGUGUGUGUGUGCGUCUAGCGUUUAGCGACGGUGUGGAAAGCAGCAGCAGCAGCAGUACCGAGACGUCGUCAGUGCCGACUUGACGCGAAUCGAUCAACGUCCGCCGUCGCCUGGAACAGAAGAAGCAUGUACAUUUAAACAGUGCUUUUGUGUGUGUGUAUGUUUCCUAAAUGUAAGUGUGUCUGCAUUACGGCUCAGUGACACCAGACGUGCCAAAAUGUAACAAAGACCGCAAAGUAAAAGCAAUAGUAAAACCGUGGUGCAAUAAAUAAGGGGAAGAAAAUGAACUUUUCCUCGCAAAAGACCCCUAAGAUCAGCUUCUUAUUUAACCGCGCGUGUGUGUGUGUGUGAGAGUGUAUAGAGAAAAGGGUUUAAUCGUGUAAUAAAAAAGUGCAUCGAAGUGGUUAAAGAGCACCCAGCAAAGAAAAAAAAAACAUACAUCCACUCCACUACCAAAUCGUUCAAAGCGAACGUCGCUCGACGAAAGUAUGCGUGUUGCGGCGAGAAUGUGCCGAAAAGAGAGCCCAACCUCGCACGAUCGAGUGUGAGAGAGAGAGCGAGAAAAAUAGAGUGUGUGCGGCCUCGACAGCACACAGCAAGCCUCGUACAGCGAGCGAGAGAGGGAAAGUACCCUUUGUGGAGCACUCUCUCUAUCGCACACAGACACAGCUGCUGUGUGUGCAUUGAGUCCCGUGUGUUGGUCGCCCUUAGCCGCGCUUGGUUGUGCUGAACCGGUGUGUGCGUGCGCGUGUAUCCUGAUUCGUGGCCGCUGUGCAAUUGUGUGUGUGCGCGCGCUUGAACAGAUCUAAACGCACACUCUCGAACAGUUAGUGAAGGGUAGGGAGAAGACCCAACAACCAUCUAGCGUGUGUGGUUCAGCCUCUCAUCAGCUCAUCAGUUUUCAUCGGUUAACUGUGGUGCGAGCUUGGCUUGAAGUCUACUUCGUCGUUGGUGCAAGCGCUACCUUGCCCAUCCUUCUUGGCGUUUGAUGAGUUGCGCGAAAUUGUGUGUCUACCGUUUUAUCGGUUUAAGUCUUGAAGAGCCCCAGUAGGCAGAAGGAGGAAUUUAAUCUACUCCUAAGUACACACACCACAAACAAAACGAGGAUAAACGAGCUAUAGGAGUGCUAAAUUGUGCAAAAGUAUUUAUUGUGUGUCGGCUGGUUAAGUUCAGUGUAAAAAAAUAAUCAGUGCGACGUGUAUAUGCGAGUGUACAUCGUUUCGCUGCGCAAGAAAGUGGCUCUGUUUUAAUUUGUUCAUUUCACCACCAAAGUGUGUGUGUGUGUUUCUGUAGAUGUGUAUGUGUGUGUGCGUGCCUGUGUGUACAGCAGUGCGUUCGUGUGUGUUUAUAAAACGUAAAGCAAAAUAGUAAAAGAGAUCGUGCGGGUCCAAUGCAAUAAAAUAGAGCACACACACAACACAGGUAAAGGUGAGAAGCUGCAAAAGAGAAAGUGCACUGGUGUAGCAGCAGCAACAACAACGGCACACAAAAGAAGGGGGUUGCAAUAUUGUAGAGAAAUUAUAGAAGAAAAUUAGCUCCCUCCUUACACCACUACUACACCACUACCCGUCUCUAGCACGCUGUACGGUCUGUGUGUGUGAGAAAGAGCGAAAGAGCAAUAAGCGAGUGAUAAAGAGAGCGAAAGAGAGUGUGCGGUGUGUUGUGGCUGUACCAAAACCCACCCGCCCGUGUGUGCAAUUAAAACCGUAGCGGUGUGUAUGUGUACGGUUUUUAAAAUUAGUGUACCAAUGUUGUUGUUUACGGUUUACCCACUGCAACAACGCGACCGCGUUCGCCUGCCGCCGCCGCCGCCACUACAGCAGCGACGCUUGCUGCAUCGCCAGUAAAACGGGGGUGCACUGUUGCGUUUGUGUGUUUGUUUGUGUGUGUGUUGGGUAGCGCCCAAGUAUGCAAUAGCACACGAAUCGUCGUGGCAUCGUUCGCACACAGUUUUUUUUUUUUUAAUUCCUGUAAGUGGUGUGAAGCAAAGUGUGAAUUAAGGGAGCAAAAUAGAUAAAUUUCACGUACCGUGCGUACGAAGAAGAAUAAGGGCACACCGAAGAAAGGGGAAAGAAGGAAAUAGAUAAGAAAUUGUCUACGCGAAGUGUGUCAGUGUGCGUUCAUACUAUCCAUAGCAUACGGUGUGCGUGUGUGCGCGUGUGUGUGUCUGUGUACAUAUACAAACGGGCGCGUGUUGCUAAAUUUGCCUCCGCUCUCGUCGGUACGGUGCCGUAGUGUCGUCGUCAACACAACACACCAACUGCUACAACAGCAACAACAACAACAACCAAAACCAACGCUCUUAAAUUACACCUGUUCGUCCGUAAGAAAAUGUUCGUUACAACAAUACAAGCAUGACGCACCAGAAUCACCAAACUAACGGCGCCAGUUUGGAAGAUUGCCACACAAACUUCUUCGCUUUGACCGACCUCUGCGGCAUCAGAUGGCGUCAGCUGGUUCUCGGUGAGCGGCCGAACGCGGCCGGCGAUCCGCUCGACGAUCCGGUCGUGCGCUCCUACUCGAAAUGUCUCGCCGUCGACAUACUGUGCGUGUGGCGGAGGGUGGUCGCCCCCAAGCCGAAACCGAAGCCGGACCCGGACCCGAGCAGCAUGUUCGACAUGAGCAUACCGGGCACCGGUAACAGUGGGUCCGUCGUCCAUCCGCCCCUCUCGCUGACCGCCGCCAAGGAGCUGUGGAUCUUCUGGUACGGCGAGGAACCGGACCUAACCGAUCUGGUCGCGCCCGAGCUGCUCAAUUCAUCCGAAGCCGGCGACAAAGGAUCCUGGGAGAAUGGACUCUCGUACGAGUGUCGUUCGUUGCUGUUUAAGGCGCUACACAAUGUGAUCGAAAGAUGCCUACUAUCGCGAGGUUUCGUGCGGAUCGAGCAAUGGUUCGUUCAUCCCACCUCGAACGACGAACGGGUGUUCGGAAAGAGCUCCCAUCAUGCCUCGUUCUCGUUCACGUUCUUCGUGCACGGUGACAGUACCGUCAUCACGGCGAUGGACAUCCGCGAGCAUCCGCCGGUGCGGCUGCUGACGAUGAAGCACCUGGAAGAGGCGCAGCGGGCCGCAGCACCCGGUGCUGCCGCCGCUGCCGCCAGUACAACUGGUGGCCCUGCGAGUCCGGAUGGCGGGCUGAAUGCUGCCCCCGGGUGUGCGCCCGCUUCACCCGGCGGAUCGGCCAGCGGCACCGUCGUGCCGGCCGAUGAUGCGAUCGAACCGCGGGAAGUGCUGCUCGCCCCGUUCGCCAUCACCGGCACGCUGACGGGGCAAAGCUACAGGGCGAGCGAUCCGCACACGCAGAAAAUUCUCGACGACUGGAGCGCGUUCUAUCCGAUCACGAACAAGCACAGCGGGCUGGCGGACGGUGCGGACAGCAUGCCGCCGCUGGUGGAGGUGCUCGUCGGCAAGAUGAAGAUGCGCUACCCGUCCAAGUACGUGCUGGUGCCCGACAUGGACGACUGGACGUCGGCGGGCGACGCGAGGAGCAAUAGUAGUAGCAGCAGUAGUAAUAGUAGUAAUACCAACAGCAAUCAAACCACCACGCCGGCCACGGCAGCCGCCUCGAUUGCAGCGUCCGUGCUGAGCCGCAUCAACAGUGCGUCGGAACGGUCCGGUGGUGGCGUCGCCAGCAACAGCACCACCAGCAACACCAUCAACACAACCAGCAAUCAAACGGCGGCUGCUGGCAGCAGUAGUAGCAAUGCUGCUUCGGCCGCUUCUUCCGCCCGCCCGAAGGACACGGCGAACGAUGCUGCGGCACCCUCUCCCACCGGUACGCUGCGGCAGCGUAAUCACCACAAGUCCAUGAUGACCCCACCGCUUACCGUGCCGGAAUCGCCCUCGAACGAUCUCGGCAAUCCGCUCAGCAUGUCGUCGGCGCUGAUCAACAAGUCGCCGGCCGUCAUCCUGCCCGAGCGGGUCUGGCAGGACUGCAUCAUGCAUGCGCCUACGCCUGCCGCCACCGCAGCUAGCAGCAGUGCGAGCAGCGGCACGACGGCAACCACCACCGCGCCCGGGAGUGUAACGAUCAAAACGGAACCAAAGGAUAAUACCAGUGGCAGCAAUAGCAGUACCAACAACAACAACAACAACAACAACAACAACAGUAAUAGCAGCAGUGGCGGAGGGGACGAAAACUCAUCCGGCGCGGCCAACGGGGUCGACGCGAACGGGAACUCCUCCGUGUGGGAGAUCAGCGACCCGACGGUGAAAGUUUCCUGCUGCUGCAUCAAGUGUUGCAAGCGACCACCAUCUUCCUCGUCGUCAUCGGCCUCGUCGUCCGCUUCAUCCUCGGCAAGUGGACGAACACAGCAGCAGCAGCAGCAGCAGCAGCACACGAUCGGUGCAGCAGGCAGCUCCUCGGCAAAUGCAACCGGCGGCAGCAGCUACACUUCCAUCUCAUCGCCCGGAGGUGGUGGUGCCGCUGCCGCCGGAGGUAGUGGGUCUUUGCAUCCACACCCGAAAUCGUCCUACUCGAUCACUUACCCUGGCAGCAGUAGUGGUAGUAGCCGUAGCAGCCACUACCAUCACCAUCAAUCGACGAAGGACCAUCACCACCACCACCACCAUCAUCACCACCGGCCGCAAAGGGUUGCCUUCCACAAGCGACCUCCGCAGGAGGCGCUCUUCCGUCCCGGCACCGAACCGUUGAGCCUGUCUGCUGCUGCCGCCCUGGCCGCCGCUGCUGCUGCUGCUGCUGCCAACGCCGCCUCCUCGCCUGGAGCCGUUUCUUCCGGUGACAGCGCAGCCGAUUCGCUCGAACUGGCCGACACGUGCUUAAGAUCAAACCAAAACUGUGCCGCAAACAGCGGCAGUGGCGGUGGCAACAGUGGAGCUUCCAAUACGACCGGCGCUGCCCCCGGCAGCACAACGCCCUACGGCGGCCCACCUUCCUACUGUCGCAAUCCGAUGUCGAUCGGUGACUCGCAUCCACUGCCGUCGGAAGGUUCGCCCGCCAGCGCGGCACCGUCCCCGAUGCAACCUUCCUCCGUUUCGCAACCAACCUCCGUACCCUCCGGCGAUCAGCUCAUCACAAUGUCACCCCAUCCACCUGCCUCGAACAACCCGCGCAGUGUGCAGCCCGGUACGCCCUGCCUGGACCACCUGGACAAGAACACGCCGGCCCCGACGCCAACCGAUCAGCACGAUAGUAAAAGCAUCAACGCUUCCCCGUACCACACACCUUCCCAUCCGGGUGGUGGUGGUGGUGGCGGAGGCAGCAGUGGCGGCACUACCGAAGGAGGACAGCAGCAGCAGGCUAGCGCCAACCUGAUGGGCAAUUCGUCCAGCAGCAGCAGCAGCAACAGCAGCAGCAACGGUAGCAACAGCAGCAGCAACUCGCUCAGUGCGCUGAAAGCAUCGCCCCGCAGCUCGCUGUCGUCCUCAGGCAUCGGCAGCCUGAAGGUGCGGUCGGAGUCGUCGCUCGGGGCGGGCGGUUCGUGCUCGCUUGGCAGCGGAGGCGGCAGCGGCGGCGGCGUACCGAUGACGCCCAGCAUCCACAGCGUGUUCAGCUCGGCGCACCAGACGGCGUUGGCGAACAAUCUCGCCAGCAAGCGGGAAUCGAUCCUGCAGAUGCUGCAGUCGCUGAAGCGGCCGUCGCUGUUCUGCAAGGACUACGAGACGCUGCAGGGCGAGGACAUUCCCAGCACGUCGCAGCUGCUGUACGACUACACGUGCGUCGACGCAUGGAUGAACCAUCCGGUAAAGCGGAUGAGGCUGGCGGCGGAAGAGAAUCGGCUCGUGAAGAAGAUACGCAAUCUCGACCUGUACGCGAACGAGCACAGCCGCACGAUGGCAUCCGGCCCCGGUUUGGCUGGCAGCGGGAAUAGCACUAACGGCGGCAUCGGCACCAAUGGAAUGCUGAUGAAGGGUGCGGCCGAAGCGUCCGAAGCGCUGGCGGAAGCGCUGAGCGGCGGUCGGCCCGGAACCGGUGGCGGCAGUGAUAAUGGCGCACCGAACAAUGGUGCCGGCUGUACGCCGCUGCUCGGCCAGAUCAAGAUGGAGAUCGGUUGCGACGGUAGUCAGGGCGGUACGGCGGUCGGCAGUGCCAACGGUGGUACGCCCGACCGUAACGGAGCGUCCGCGGGCAAUGGUGGUGCGGGCGACGGUGCGCUGCUCGGUGAGCACGAGAUAAAGAAGGAGAAGGAGGACAAGGGUUCGAUCUUUCUGACCGAUCAGGAUCUGCAGCCAUCGAUCGACGAUUUGAACCAGAUCUUCGACGACGGUGGCCCGUUCAACGAUGAUCCGGAUCUGCACAACACACCGCCCGGGUCGAACAAGAGCAGUAGCGGUAGCGGGGGCUUCUCGGAGGAGAGUAAACGCUUCCCCAUCUCGAACCACCAUUCGGUGAACAGUGGCAUGCUGAGCCCGAAGGAGCUGUCGCAGAUGUUCCCCACGCCGCCGAGCUUAGAUCCACAUCCCAAUUCGAGCCCCGGGGGCGGUGGCUGUCUGUCCGACGGCGGCUCGAUCGCGCUCGACACGCUGGUCGACCUGCAGAUGUCACUUUCAUCCGGGACGGGUAGCGGUGGUGGUAACGGUGGUGGAGCGAGCUCGGUGCCACCGAUACCGAACCUGGGCAGCCCGCAGGAGGAACCGAUCGACGAUUGGUCGUUCGUGUUUCUCCCGCCACCGAUCUGCCCGUACGUGGGCUCGUCCAAGUACGCGCCGCUGCCGUCGCUGCCGAGCCAGCAGGUGAUGCCGCCCAUCCCGACCAGCACGGUCGCGGGGCUGGUGUACAAAUCGACCCGCCAGAAGCAGAAGGAGCAGGCGGCGGCCGAGCGGGAAAAGCAGAAGCAGCGCGAGCAAGCCGAACGCGAGCGAGAGCGAGAACAGAAGCAGGAGCAGCAGCAGCAGGACCAACCCGACGGUCAGCCGGAAAGCGGUGGCCAAGGCGGCGCUGGAGCAGGCACGGGAAGGCCGUUGGGCGUUGCUGGUCCCACCACCACGGCAUUGGGCGUUGGGCUGGGGCUGCUGCCCAUCGUCAAGCAGGAGGUGGGAGGGUUGACCGUUCCGCAGCCGCUCAGCACCCCGAACUCGCUGCUCGGCGGGCUGAGCGGCCUGAACGGCGGGUCGCUCGCCCACCCGUACUCGAACCCACCGUCGCAGGGCGCCCAAUCGCAGCCCCACUCGCGCCCCCCGUCGGUGAACUCGCUCCCGGGGGGCAUCAUGGGUGGUGGGGCGGGUAUGCUUUCCCCCUCGCCGGCCGGCACUUCGGGCGGCGGUCUGUUCCACCCGGGUGGCAUGGGCGGAAUCCCGGUACCGCUCCGGCAGGGCAUGUCGCCCAUUUCGCCCGCCACGCCCGGCGGCUCGAUGCGCGUGCCAACGCCGCAGGGAUCCUGCCCGCUGCCCUACCCGUCGCCGCUCGGCGGUGCCGGCAGCCCGAACCCGAUGGGUUCGCUGAGCUUCCGGCGCACGACGCCGCUGCUGCCACCGCCCCCGUACGAUGUGGCGAUCGCCAGUCCGGCCAAUUCUGUCGCGACGCCCUCCUCCUACCACAGCAAGCAGUACCCGCUCGACGGGGUGGACAGCGGCGGGCCCGGCUCCAACCGGGGUCCCAUGACCCCGUCCUCGACGGGGGGCAGUGGCCCCCUCGGUGCUGGGACCGUCCAUCCGCCGCUCUCUUCCAGCGGUGUCGGCUGCGGGACCGGUACGCCCGCCGGCAGCCGCAGCAUCGAAACGAACGCACUGCUCGUGAACGUGCUGCUGUACGAUACGGCGCUGAACAUCUUCCGCGAUCACAACUUCAAAAGCUGCACCCUGUGCGUGUGCAAUGCGGGCGCAAAGUGUGUGGGCAACAUACGGGGCGCGGACAGUGGCCUCUACCUCGCGCUGCCCGGCACGAACUGGAUGGAUUCGGUGACGGCGGCCGGCGCCGAACCGACGCCGAGCACGACGCCCGGACCGGCGGGCGGAAGAAGUAAGGCGAGCGCGCUGGCCCAUCUCGGGCUGGGUGGUAGCAGUAGUGCCUUCGGCGCCGGCAUGCUAGGCUCCCCGGCCGUGGGCCGGCAGGAGGACAAGAGCGCGGCGGUUACAAUCAACACGGACAGCCUGCAGAAUGGCUACCUGGACGAGGAUCCGAUCGACUGCCAGUGCGGGUUCAGUGCGGUCGUCAACCGACGGAUGGCGCACCGGGCCGGCCUGUUCUACGAGGACGAGAUGGAGAUAACGGGCAUGGCGGAGGAUCCGGCCGUGCACAAGAACGGCUCGCUGUUCGAGUUUCUCAACGGGACGGCGAAAGCGAUCAAGCUGGAGGACGCGGACCGCGGAGCGUUGGCGACUUCCGCCGGGGGCUCCUCCUCCUCCGCUGCUGGCGGGGACAGUUUGCCGCUGACGCUCAAGGUGAUGGAUCUGCUGCGGGAGCAGUGCUCCGUGGUGCAGAGCUCGAGCAAUUCCAUCCACCGGGCGGUGAACCGGUACCGGGGGCCCCUGUUUGGCCGUGGGGCCGAGAACGGAGCGGUCCACCUGCUCGAGUAUGUGGACGCGAACGAUGUGAUUAGCUUGGCGCUGGAGCAGGGCCGGCUGCAAGCCAUCAACGAGAGCAAGAUGGAUGUCGACCAGCAGCAGCAGCAGCAGUCGUCGUCGGGCGCGCUCGUGAAGGGCGGAACGCUGCGCGGCCAGAUGAACGUGCACAAGUGGCCGUUCCUGCGGGCCGGUGGCCCCAAGAGCAAUCAGGACAUUGUGCGCAUCAUGAAGUCGAUGCAGCCGCUGCUGCAGGACGCCUUCCACAAGCGCUGCACGACCCGGCUCUGGGACGCACCGUACACGAUACAGGGGCCGCUCACGUGGCGCCAGUUCCAUCGGCUGGCCGGGCGCGGUACGGGCCAGUGCGAACCGCAACCGAUCCCGUCGCUCAUCGUCGGGUACGAGAAGGAUUGGCUGUCGCUGGCACCGUACGCGCUCCACUACUGGGACAAGCUGCUGCUCGAACCGUACUCGUACCCGCGCGACGUCGCGUACGUCGCGAUCGUCCCCGACAACGACUACGUGGUGGCGAAGGUGCGCACCUACUUCAAGGAGCUCAGCACCACGUACGAGAUGUGCAAGCUCGGGCGGCACACGCCGAUCAAGGGCUGGGACGGGAUACUGCGCGUCGGGAGCCAGCGCGUGCUGAAGGAAACGCAAAACUCCAACCUGGACGAGUGGUUCACGAACAUGGGCGUGGAUCAGCAGCGCAAAAAUGGCACCACCACUGCAGGGUCCGCCUCUUCCUCUUCCUCUUCCGGGUUGAACGAGCUGCUGCGGCUGUACGCUCAGACGUGUCAGCAGCAGCUCGCCCCGUACCUGUCCAAGGUACCGUCGGACAAGAGUUUGCUCGAUCCGCCGGAGAGCCAUCACCACACGUCGUCUUCCGCGUCCGCUUCGGCUUCGCUCGGGGGCGGUGCGGCUGGUGCUUCCUCGCUCGGCGGCGGUUCGAUGGGCCAGCCGGGUGGCAAUGCGAUGGGCCAGAACCGGCCCGACGGACCGGGACAGAGUCCGAUGCCACCACCGCCGCCCAGUACGCCGGAUUCAUCGCAGCCCGGCGAUAAGGCACCGAACACGCCCAAGUUUGAUCACGAUUCGGAAAAUCGCGACCAGCUGAAUACCUCCUCCGCCAGUCCGGCCGACGGUAUGCGGAUCGAUGACGAUGGGAAGGAUCCGCCCCAUAUCGUGCUGUACAUCGUGGAACCGUUCACCUGCGGUAACGAUUCGCCGGACGUGGAACGGUUGGCUUGUCUGUCGCUGCUGCGGUGCUACUCGAACAUUCUGAACGCCGUCCCGGACUCGAUACGCAGCAAUAUCAGUGUGCAGAUCAUCUCGCUGGAAAGCAUCCUCGAGCUCGGGCGCAACCGCAACCGAUUGCGCCUCAGCGACCACAUGCGCUGCCUGGCGCUGAGCGUUUUCUCCCAGAGCCGCAAGUACCUCGCCCACAUGAACACGGUCAAAAGUUUGACCGGGUUCGGGACGGCCGCCAACGCGGAACAGUUCAUCAAGCGCAAGGACGACAAAAACCGCGUCCCGUACCGACUGUACACACCGCCGUACGUGCUGGCCCGAUCCUGCGAGAAGAGCGAAAACACGGAAUCGUUCGGCAAGACGAGCAUGAAGCAGCAGUGCUCCAUCAUGUACUGUAGCUACUGUUUGAGCGAGGACCAGAGCUGGCUGCUCGCGGUGGCGACCGACGAUCGGGGCGAGUUUCUCGAAACGGUCACGAUCAAUAUCGACAUUCCGAACCGGGGUCGGCGAAAGCGUGCCUCGGCCAGGCGGUACGGGCUGCAGAAGCUGAUGGACUUCAUCCUCGGGCUGAUCUCGCAAACGGUGCAGCCGUGGCGGCUGGUGGUCGGGCGCAUCGGGCGCAUCGGGCACGGCGAGCUGAAGGGCUGGAGCUGGCUGCUGAGCAAACCGAACCUGCAGCGCGCGUCCAAGCAUCUGAAGGACAUCUGCGAGCAGUGUUCGCUGAUGCAUCCGAUCGCGGUGCCGAGCAUACUGAGCGCCUGCCUGGUGACGCUCGAGCCGGACUCGGAUUUGCGCGUCAUGUCGGAUCAGUUCACGCCGGACGAGCGGUUCAGCCAGCGGUCGAUGCAGUCGCCGCUGUCGACGCCGCAGGAUGCGACCUGCACGCACAUACUGGUGUUUCCGACCAGUGCCAAAGCACAGUCUGCCCAGGCGUCGUUCAGCGUGAUCGGAGAGCUGGAUUUGGGCGAGGAUCUCAACAUGGUGAUCAUGGAUGGGGACGACGAUGAUGAUGGUAUCAACAUGAUGGACGUGUUCAAGUGUUGGGACGACUUGCCAAUGCAGCAGAUCAACAUGCCACACUCGCGACCGGGAAGCCCGUCACAGUUCGAAGGCAAUCAGCAGAGCCCGGGCGAAAGUGGCUCCAAGGGUGCUGGAUCCCGUGACGGUUACGGGUCGCAAGAUUCGGAAGAGGUCGGUUUGGUGCUACAGCAGCCGCUAGCAAUCGGGUACCUUGUGUCGACGGCCCCCACCGGCCGGAUGCCGGAAUGGUUCUGGUCCUCCUGCCCGCACAUGGAGAACGUGUGCCCGGUGUUUCUGCGCACGGCGCUGCAUCUGCACAGCCCGACGAUACUGCAGAACACGGACGAUCCGCUGCAGCAGAAUCAAUCGUCCACCGAGCAUCCGCUCGAUUCGAACAUUACCGCCGACGUGCUGCGGUACGUGCUCGAGGGCUACAACCUGCUGUCCUGGCUGGCGAUGGACUCGAACACGCACGAUCGGCUCUCCUGCCUGCCGAUACACGUGCAGGUGCUGAUGCAGCUCUACCACAUGACGGCUGCGUUGGCGUAAGAGACAGAGAGAGAGAGAGAGAGAGAAAGAGAGAGCAAAGCAAGCAUUCCAAACAAAAUGGAUCCAUCAUCAUCAUCAAUACCACCACCAUCAAAACCCAAUCCGGACAGUAUCACCACACAGUGUACGAAGGAGCAGCAAACAGGCGGAGACAACGCGCGUAUGGCAGUAAUCGACUCACCACCGCAACCGCAUCAUCGUUUUUGGAUCACUCUGACCCUUGAUCUUCUUGACCCUGACGGUCUUUAUCUGUCUGUGAUAUUAGAUAAAAGAAAGGAGAGAACCGGAAAAAGGGCCAAAAAUACACACAACGCCCCCUUUCGCUUUGCCCCUCCACCCCCCCCCCCCCCCCCCCCACAUGUAACGAACAGCAGCACCCCACACAAUUACACUCAGUGCUGCGCGGGCUACAUUUUUAUACAUCAACUGCUUCAUCAAAGGCUUCAUCUCACAGGCUUCAAGGCACAAAAGGGUCUAAAAGCGGUGCUCACCGUGCACAAUUGGAGCAAAUUUUAGCACUUUUUUUAACUUAUUAUUGUGUUUGUCCAUAAACAAGAUUGUGUUUUUCACGAUUUUCCCUCUUAAUAACCCUCUUAUAAUCAUAAUUAGCAAUAUUUUUCUGUUAACUUUCUUGUGCAAUGCUUUCAGUUUUAAAUGGGUGUAUAGGAAAUGCCGAAGGCCGACCGAGUCAUUAGACAGGUGCCCAUCGUCCCCGUUUGACCCUUAUAAUUUCUUUCGUAUGGAAGAUUUUUUUUUAAUAGACAAUUUUGUAAAUGUGUUUUUGUUUCCAAAUGGCACGACCGUUCCUUUUCUCAGUGCGUGAAGUAAUUGUAAUGUUUCUAAAGUAUUUAUUAUAAUAUGCCAUUUUUAAGUAUGUUUUUUUUAUUGUGCUGUUUUUUACGCUGGAUCUACGAAAGCAUUGUUAGCUCUCAAAUCCCUUCUUUUUAUAUCGUGUCAAUAGCCUCUAAACACAUAUCUUUCGGAAUAUUGUUUUACCCCCGCGCCGCGCAGUAUUGAUUUGCUUUCCUCGUCCCCACCCCCCGCUCCAUUUCUCCUACUGUAAGAAAACACAUCGGUUUCAAUGGAAAAAUAAUACGAGAACAGUGUGGUAGCCUCUAAACGUUCACGCCGCAAGCAGCCGCCCUGAAAGUCUGAAAGUUACGUGCAACAAACAAACAAAGAGAGAGCGAGAGAGAGCGAGUGAGGAAAAUGAGUUACAGAAUAAAUGAUGCUAAAAUUAUUGUAAACUACAAAAAAACCCAGAGCCCCCGCGCACGAGAAGCGUACGAUUCGUUACUGAGGAACCCAAAAUUCGUUUCGACGACUAUGGGAAAGAGUAUAAGGAACAAAACACCAUCACCACCACCGUCACCGUCGAAAAAAAAAACAGGCACCAAACCAGGCGACGAACCCGUUUUUAACUCCAAAGUCUCGCAACCCAACCCGUACACGGAUCGUUAAAAUAUGUCAAUUGUGGGAAAAGUGGGAUAAGAAUGUACACACGCCCCCGGGGGGGGAAAGGUGCACUCCGUUUAAUUUAUUGCUGUGUUGGGAGUGUAUAAUACGACAUGCCUUCGAGGAGUGUGAAAAUGAGAAGCAUUUGGAUGUUUCUGUAAGGAGAGGUGAAGCCAACCGCAAAAGCCAAUGUGUGGCGCUGCUCUUGAAAAGGUGGCCGACAAACGAUGGUUGAGAUAAAGUGCAAGUGGUAAUUUAAUUGAACCGACAAGACCUAGCAAGCUUCCGGGUAUGACGGAUGAGGUCGAAGAGGAGCAGUGUUUAGUGAGAAAUAGGAGGAAGAUGAGUAGUAUGUAAGUGAAUAGCUAAUAUUAAUUGUAGUAUACACAACCAACCAACCAACCAACCGAAACACACACAAACAGGAGCGCUGAAGCUGUCCGAUUAACGGUAAUUUAACGGUAAUCGGUAAUAGUAGUAACAGGGGAAACAGUAAUAACAACAUCUCAUGUGUUGAAAGCAUCCAUGUGCAGCACAAGCUGCUUCUACAUAGAAACAUUCACUAACUAAACCCAAACUUUUAAAGCCUAAAGCUCGGUUGUAGCGAUAGUACAAGGGUCCAGCAGUGUAUAAUGUUGUUUUUCACCCCCUUUUGAUUUUAGGUUCUCAAUCGCAUUUGUCCUUCACACACGCAUCAAAUGACCAAAAUUGUGCACAGAAAACAGAAACAGAAACUUCCGUGGAAAAAACAAGCGAACUGGACAUAAAAAAAGAGAAUGAGAAUGAAAGAGCUAGAGCUAGCCUAAGACAAAUUCUUUAAAACAAACAAACAAAAUCCGAUCGAAGCUCUGAAGUGCGCUUGUACAGCGGUUUUAGAGAGAAAGGUGUUAGCGUGUAUAGAAGGGAGAACACUAAAGGUGUGUGUGUUGCCCUGUAUUUUUUAAGGCAUUCAAUUCUCGCAUACUCAAAGUAACGUUCCAUCGCGAAUAAGAAUAUCACCAUCAUGAUCAUCAUCAUCAUCAUUUAAAAUCAAAGCUCGAACACCCUUGGACACCGGGAGGAAUGAUAUUUCUCCCGCAAAGGUUGUAGGUAAUAGAAAGCGAUUAACAAAACAUUUUUUGCUAUUAAGGGUCGUAGUGUGUUGUGUUAGGUACUGUGGGGUAGAUAGAUACAUAGGGGAGCAAAAGCAGACCUUGGUUCAUAUAUUACCACCACAGCAAAAGCACUCACCAAAACUCACGAUUUACUCACGAUCACACACACACACACCCACACGCGCGCGAUGUCGUGAUUUAAAAGAUUUGUAAGGAUCAGUAAUUUUUAAGAGAUAUUUAAACGCAUCGCGACUACUGAAACACACACACACUCUCUGACCAACCACUCCCCUCCCUUCCCGUGUGGGGAUCAGCUUUUGCUGCUGCCGCCGCCGCUAUCGUCAAUGCUGCCACACACGGAAGCGGGGCAAAAACAGGAGCUGCUGUUGUUGUGAAACAUUAUUUAUUCGAUAACUUAUAUUUAUAUACUCUAUAUCUAUGUAUCACCACGACCACCACCACCUAAUCUUGUAAUGUGUGCGUGUGUGUGUGCAAUGAUUGCAAAACAAAGAGCAAACCAAUUCUCCCCUUAAAACAACCCCCCCUUUUGCCUCUCUGUUCUCGCGCAAGCGAAGAACGGUGUGUGUGCCGUGUGUGUGCUCGAUGUCCCUUUUGCGGUGACAUAGAGGCGCACGCAACCACGCACACACUUAUUGUAAUAUCUUAGACGUAUGGAAAGGGAGUGGACAGACAGACGACACACAGUGGCAAACAAGAAGAGGAAUAUUAGGGGCCCCACCAAGGCCUUAUAGUAGUUGUUUGAUAGGAAAGACAAGUAAAACAAAUCACAAACACACACAAAUUCACUCACACACUCUGUAACAAGUAAUUAAUUUAAAACUACACUCCCUUCCCCUUCCCACCACCACUCACUCCCCCAUUUUGUGGGGGAAAAAGGAUGCACAUAAUGUGAAUGACAACAUGUACAUAAAUGACUUCCCUUCCUCAUACCCCUGGUAGGCGAUAUCAUCAUAGUGUGUAAGUAGUUUAACAAAUGCAGUUAGUGCAAACAAGUGGGAGGAAGGGUGUGUAUUGAUGCAGUGAAGAGAAGGCAACAACUAAAAAUAACAACAAGAAAUAUUAAGUAGUGAAUAGUAAAAAAAAAACAACGUUUUUAAGUAGUGAAUUACUAACAAAAAAGAAUAAAACUACCGACUCCAUCACACCACAGCCCAAACAAGCGAUACACACAAAACAAACUGUAAUGCUAUACAUAUAUAAAACCUAAUGCAUAUAAAGGAAGUGGAUAGGAAGUGACAGUAACAAAAAGAAAGUAAACAAUUUACUCAUAAACAAAACAACACAAAAAACACAAUCAAAUGUACUGUACAAAAUGUGUUACUAAAAACCUCUUUUUAACUGAGGGGAGAGAGAGAGAAAAAGAGAGGAAGCAAAACAUAGGUGGGGAACAAAGAAUAAUGGUGUGAAAAAAGUUGUAUUACAAAAAGAAGGAGUUUAAGCGAAGCCCUGUAUAGUAGAGUAAAACAAAAAAAGCAAAACCACAAGAAAAGAAGCGGUAGAAAACAAGUAUGAAAUCGUACUCAUUGGUGGUGAAACACCCCCUCUUUUGGUAGAGAAUGAUAAAGAGAGAGAGAGAAAGAGCAAUGAGAAGAGCGCAUCAAUGAAAGACUAAAACAGACUUUUUUGCAUCAUUAAAGGAUAAAAAAAGAGGGGAGAAGAAAAAAAAACACAGUGUAAGAAGCCCAUCAUUUGUUAGGCCAAAUUUGUACUUUAACUGUAUGUAGAAAGGUAGAGAGAAGAACAACAGAAGCAAAACAAACAAAAUUAUAAAAUAUGAACAAAAAUGGGAGGGAGUAAAGUAGAAAGAGCGGUUCGAAAGCAAAAGGAGCAGAAUGGUCAAAAUAAUUCUCAGUUAGAUUUUUUCGAAAUUAAACAAAACAAACAAACAAACUGAAAAACUCACAUAAUAUAGCUAAAACCGGAGCCGUUUUUGGUGUUGUGUGUGUGGGUGAACCGGCGACUGGGCAUAGGUGGAUGAAAGUUAAUGGAGAUAUUUAAGUGGUAGACAAAUUGUUUGUUUUUUUUUUGCUAUAUUUGCAAACGGAAAAGUAGGAAGCUCUAAAAUGUAAAUUAAAAGAGGGAAACUCAAAACAAAAAUAACAGAAAAGGAAAAACAAAUCAAACCACUAAUGCCCAUUAACAAUUACACAAAACAAACACCACCAAUAGGAGAAAGGAAAGGACAGACAGAGAGAAAGAGAGAGAGAGAGAGAGAGAGAGGUAAAGAAAAAUCAGCUAAUAAAGAUUGGUUAUCAAAUGUAAAAACAAGAUAAGAAGAAGAAAGAAUAUGAUGGGAUUUUGUGGGGGGGAUAAUCAAUGGAGUAGAAGUGGACGCCACGAGACACAAAAACCAAGACGGUAGAAGUGGAAGAAAAACUGCAAACCACAAUUGGUAUAAAUUAAUUAUCUAUAUAUACAUAUAUAUGAAUUAUAUUAUAUUGGUAUCUUAACUAAUAAUACCUGUAUAUGUUAAGGUUUCGUUUACAAAAAAAAGGUACACAGAAAAUAAAUGGAUUAUGAUUGAAGCA
This is a messenger RNA of Anopheles gambiae (African malaria mosquito), 17031 nucleotides long. It is a transcript of the gene skd, whose product is annotated as mediator of RNA polymerase II transcription subunit 13. The record is from RefSeq and is a predicted model, not a curated record. Bases 3006 to 11933 code for a protein of 2975 amino acids. The transcript is spliced from 15 exons. Gene Ontology annotation, cellular component: mediator complex. Gene Ontology annotation, molecular function: transcription coregulator activity. Gene Ontology annotation, biological process: regulation of transcription by RNA polymerase II. NCBI's taxonomy places the organism in Eukaryota, Metazoa, Arthropoda, Insecta, Diptera, Culicidae.